Messenger RNA from Protopolystoma xenopodis, 414 nucleotides. The record is from the annotation of a GenBank genome assembly. Lineage: Eukaryota; Metazoa; Platyhelminthes; Monogenea; Polystomatidea; Polystomatidae.
AUGAAAUCUUGCUCUGAUGAUGUCUGUCACGAUGGUACAGACGAACACUCAGCACACUUUCAUCGUGGUCGCAGGACGGUGAGCCGAGGACUUCUUCGCACAAAUCAACAGUCUUCCUUACGCGACAAUCCUCCUUCGGUUUCUGGUGAGACCACAUCACCAAUUCCUCCCAACCAACUUUCCCUUCGAAAAGGAGAAAAUGGUCCAAUCUCUGAUGAUGUUCUUCACAUGAAAACGAAAGCUCAUCUCGUCUUCGCCCAUAACAUUGGAGGAUAUCUCGUGUGCUGCCUCAACCUGAACGAGAUAAUAAUGCUGAAUGGCGGCAGCACAACACGAAUCGGCCGACGUCUUCUGGUGAGAUUGACCUACGAGUCUCUUCAUCAUAUACUUCCAUACGAAGCGUUAUCACUCUGA